Messenger RNA from Mizuhopecten yessoensis (Yesso scallop), 1192 nucleotides. Its product is annotated as dual specificity protein phosphatase 3-like. Bases 176 to 760 code for a protein of 194 amino acids. Gene Ontology annotation, biological process: negative regulation of MAPK cascade; protein dephosphorylation. Lineage: Eukaryota; Metazoa; Mollusca; Bivalvia; Pectinida; Pectinidae. Gene Ontology annotation, molecular function: protein tyrosine/serine/threonine phosphatase activity; MAP kinase phosphatase activity. Gene Ontology annotation, cellular component: cytoplasm. The record is from RefSeq and is a predicted model, not a curated record. The transcript is spliced from 4 exons.
CCGGUAAAGGGAGGCUACUCCGCUCAAAACAAAUAAACAAAAACUGCGGGAAGCGCCAAGGAAAUAGCAACAGAUUUCUUACUUCUAGUUUAAGUGUUGAAAACAGUUAUUAAUGCAAGAAGUCUGUAACAUAUCUCCUCUCUGAAACGUUCAACGAAACCUAACAACCAGUGGUAUGACGGAGUAUUCACAGGAAACGUUUGACGAGGUCAAAGGGUAUCUCCAGGAGAGAAGAGACGCUGAUGCUCCCAAGCCCAUUCAACCUAAUGCCUUCAGACUUCCUCUAGGACCAAGGAAUAAUUUUAAUGAAGUCUACCCAGGAAUUAUUCUAGGAAACCAUGUCUGUGCUAAAGAUCCAGAGAAGCUGAAGAAGAUGGGGGUUUCACAUGUCGUUAACUGUGCUCAGGGUUCCAAAAUCAAUCAAAUCAAUACAGAUGCAGAUCACUUCAGUGAGGCUGGCAUUGACUUCUUCGGGAUCAAGGCUAUGAACAUUUCUACCUGUGAUAUCAGCCCACAUUUUGUGCCAGCUGCCGACUUUAUAAAUGCUGCCCUUAUCGCUGAUGGUAACAAAGUGUAUGUUCACUGUAUGGAAGGGAUCAGUCGGUCCUCGACUAUUGUAAUUGCUUUCCUUAUGAUCAAGAGAAAUAUGACGUUGAGCGAGGCUGCCACAGCCAUACGGGCGAAACGAGAAAUAUUCCCAAACACAGGAUUUCUCAAACAGCUGUGUAUUUUGAACAAGUCACUACAUGAAUCACAGUAAUACUGCAAUCUGUGAAAAAAAAUAGAUCACAACAGACCGUAUAUAUAUAAAGUAAUAACAUUUGGAAGGAGAAAUUUACACUAGGCACUUAUGGAUUUCUUCUGUAAGGGGGCAAAUAUUUGAUAAGGCCAAAACAAAAAUGUAUGUUUUAGUUACCCCCACUAACCCUAGUUUUUACCUUUGACCCUAACAAUUUUAUCUCGAACGAACACACUCCAUCAAGUUUUGGGAUAAGUUGUCCACCAGGUGUCAAAAAUUGAUGGACAAACAGACAAGGCAACUAGAUAUAUAUACUCUUUCUUCUUCAUAUGCACUCACUAAAAUCAAAUUAAAUCCUAUAUUAAUAUCUAAAAGACCUAAAAAUAUGUUUUGUGAUUUUUAUUAUUUCUUAAAUAAGCCCCUUCCCCUGAUUUUUUUUUAGAAAUAAAUCCU